Messenger RNA from Symbiodinium pilosum, 1998 nucleotides. NCBI's taxonomy places the organism in Eukaryota, Dinophyceae, Suessiales, Symbiodiniaceae. The record is from the annotation of a GenBank genome assembly.
AUGAGCAUGGCAACGCCAAAGAACUUGUCCGGGUACGACACCGGGGGAUUCUUGCAGGUGAAUUCGUAUGAGAACGAUGUUCCCAUUUACGAGGAUCCCAUGAAGCUGCCUUGCGACAAGUGCGAACUGCACUCAAAGGAGGUCGCGCCAGUCAGGAUGGGUGGCGCUUGCCACCAUUGCUGCGAGAAGCCAGAGGCGGCUAAUCCUGCGCAAAUCUCGCACCAACCAGUGCAGAAGGAGCGAAGGAACAGCCAGGCAGGGGGGCGCAUGACCUCCUUGAUGGAGAUCCAUCUGCCACGAUCUCACCUGCAGCCAAAGUACGAAGAAUCGGGCUCGCUUGGAGCACCUGGGUCUCAGGCCUACUCUGGCACCCAGCUGCAGAAGAGAGCAAACUUACAGGUGAAAGAUGGCGGAUUUGCACUUGGAAACUUCGCUGCCACCAACACUGGCCGCAUAGAGGACUUCUACGAGCUGGAGAAGCACAAGCUGGGGGAAGGGGGUUUUGGCUCUGUGCGGCGGGGCAGGGAUAAGCGCACCGGGAGAGUCUACGCCAUCAAGUCGAUCAGAAAGAAAGGGGUCGAGGAGCCGCAGAAGCUCAAAGAAGAGAUAGACAUCAUGCGGCUACUGGAUCACCCAAACAUCGUGCGAUUCCAGGAGAGCUUUGAGGAUCACAGGCUUCUUCAAUUGGUGUUGGAGCUCUGUGAAGGAGGAGAGCUCAUUGAGAGAGUCACAGCGCAAGGCUCCAUCACGGAGAGGCAAGCUGCAGGUUGUGUACGUGACAUGCUCCGGGCCAUCAACUACCUUCACAUGAAUAACAUCAUGCACCGUGAUUUGAAGCCGGAGAACUUCCUGCUUGCCACAAAGGAGGAGAUCGGCAAAUCUUCACUGAAGCUCAUCGACUUUGGCCUGGCCAAGCGCUUCAAGCCAGGUGAGCCUGUGCGUACAAAGGCUGGCACGCCCAACUAUGUGGCGCCUGAGGUGCUUUCUGGGCGAUAUGAUGAGAAAGUUGACACUUGGAGCAUUGGUGUGAUCGCCUUCCUCCUCCUUUCCGGCAAACACCCUUUUACAGGAAGGACGGUCGAACAGGUCCUUCAGAAAGUGAAGAACGCAAGUUUUGUCACCGACGGAAAGCACUGGAAGGGGGUGUCGGCCGAUGGUAAAGGCUUUGUUCAGGCCUGCCUGCAAAAGGUGCCAAUGGCCCGGCCUUCAGCUGGGAGCUGCCUCAAGCACAGGUGGAUCGAGCGCUUGGCGGAGAAAGACAUGGAUGGUCCAGUCAUUGGCCUCCAGAUCGAAGGUUUAGCGGCUUUUGGGCGCAUGCACAAAUUGAAGAAGGCCGUCGUCACUGUCAUAGCCGCGCAGAUGUCGGAAGAAAGGAUAGACGAGCUUCGCCGGAUGUUCAUGGCUAUGGACAGAAAUGGAGAUGGAACCCUGACCGUGGUGGAAGUUAAAGACGCCUUGGACAAGGCUGGUAUCGCAAUGCCCGGUAACAUGGAGCAGCUGCUCCACGAGGCUGAUACUGAUGGCUCCGGCGUCAUCGACUACACAGAGUUCCUUGCAGCAACCCUUGACAAGAAGGUGUAUGUGCAGGAGGAUAUUGUCUGGACAGCCUUCAAAAAGUUCGACUUGGACAACAAUGGAAGCAUUGACAUGAAAGAGUUGGCGCAGGUCAUCGGCGACGAGCAAGUAGUUGAAGCAAUGAACCUCAAAGACAGAGGCGACGUCAGCAACUUGGUCCACAUUUUCGAGCAGGUUGACAAAAACGGCGAUGGUAAGAUCGACUUCGAAGAGUUCUUCCAAAUGAUUCGGGGCGUUGAGAACAGCAGUCAGUCGCCAACCUCGGCUGGGGCGGUCAAGCCUGGGGGUCUCCGCGAUUCCCCUAUGCAUAAGCAGAAGGAAGAGCAGAGGCAAAAAAUGAGCAGUCUGCUAGAGGACUUUGACGAAGAUGAUGGGGGCCCGGUUCAAAAGAAGGCCAGCCUGUCUGCAAAGAUCCUCUACUGA